CAGCCGCCUCACCCGGUCCGCAGCCUCAGUGCACCUGAGGAGCAGAGAGAAGAGACCCCACCAACAUGAAGCUCAAGACACUGUGCAUGAUCUCGGCCCUGAUAUUCGAGAGCACCGUGGCCGUGGUGGCAGUGCCAGAUGAUGAAUGUAACGAUGAAUUCCCAGCUCGUGAGAACUGUGAGUUUGAUGAGGUUUGCGAGGACGCCUUUUGUAAGCACAACGAGUACGUCACUUGCUACAUGAACCGUUGUGGUACCUGCGAGGCAGUCUUUCGGGGCUACGACAACUUCACCGUCGACUGCAACCAGCUAACUCCCAAAUGCCGUCUGAUGCACCUGGAGAUGCUCAACAAGCGCAGAACAGGGACCAUACUGCCGGGCGGCCGGCUUGAGAUUGAGUAUGACCCCGAAUGUGACGGGAACGGCAUGUUCAAGCCCAAGCAGUGCGACGACGACUCAAACCUGUGCUGGUGCGUGGACAGCGCCGGCGUCCGUGUCACCGAUAAGACGGGAGACGACCCAAAGUGCGACCGGCUCGUGCGAGUUCACCUCAUUGAUAUUUUGUUCACAUUCAAAGUGGAGUUCACCCCUCUUGCCAGAACAAAGGACGCCAUACGCCGUCAGCUGGUUUUUAAGCUGGUGAAGGAAUAUACUCUGGAUACAACGCAGAUCUUGGAGAUCAGUAUACAAGAGCUCUCUCAAGAGGUGUCCAUCAGGCUUACAGAGAACGGCACGAAAGAUCCCGUAGAUGUGGCCACUGUAGCCUACUACAUCGAGAGAGACCUGAAGAACAACAAGUUUGGCUUGGAGGUGGAUGGCCGAAGCUUGGAGGUGGAGAGGGACUCCAUCAAAGUCCUGUUCUUCGACAACGAGCCCCCACGCAUGAACAUGAAGACGAUCUCUCCCGGCUUUGCUGCCAUCAUCAUCGUCAUAGCCCUGGCCAUCCUCACUGGCAUCGCCGUGUUUGUGGUGGUGCGCAGGAGAGCGGAGCAGGAAAAGAAGAGAUUCCAAUUUGAGGUCAUUGAGGGUCAAGGACAGGACGAUUAUCACAUGGCACAGCGAGAGACCAUGGCCUACUUUGUCAUGUGAUGCAGCAGUGAUGUCAUGGAAGUGCUAAUUACUGUUCUGUAAAUGUCAGUGUUCAUAAAAAAUCGGCUUUAGCUCAAGUGAUUCACACAAUAUCAGAAGUAUUGAUAAAAUAUUUGAAAUUCUUAUGAAUACACUAUGAAUUCCUGUUUGACAAGAGUACACCAGUAGAUGGAGCUCUUUGUCUUUUUAAAUUAUUUGUAAAACUUAAAUGAGCAAUGGGUAUGUGUACUAUGUGUAUGAUGUACUUUUCCAAAUGUACUUAAAUGUUAACUAAAUGUUGAAUUAACACAUAACUUUUAUAUUUUGAUUUGAGUCAAUAAAUACAUUUAACUU
This is a messenger RNA of Anguilla anguilla (European eel), 1421 nucleotides long. Its product is annotated as epithelial cell adhesion molecule-like. Lineage: Eukaryota; Metazoa; Chordata; Actinopteri; Anguilliformes; Anguillidae. Bases 66 to 1088 code for a protein of 340 amino acids. The record is from RefSeq and is a predicted model, not a curated record. The transcript is spliced from 9 exons. Gene Ontology annotation, cellular component: membrane.